This is a messenger RNA of Clonostachys byssicola, 984 nucleotides long. The record is from the annotation of a GenBank genome assembly. NCBI's taxonomy places the organism in Eukaryota, Fungi, Ascomycota, Sordariomycetes, Hypocreales, Bionectriaceae.
AUGACGAGUCAGCGUCAGGCCCAGGUCCGCCAGAUACGCCCACACCAAGCGCCAGGCUGGGAUCUCGUCGGAGUAAACGGAAAGCGCUUCAGUUCCGGCCCAGCAACCCCGGGAGUGGACAAGGUCAAAGCCGGCAAUAUUGUACACAACAAUCCUCAAGAAAGGUGCUUAUCUCAACCUGAACUGUCCGAACGUAGCCCUCCAUGGUGCGACUGCUGGCGAAAAAGGUUAUUCCAAUGGUCGUAUCCGCUAUCCAGUGUCCUACCAGGAGUGGCUCGAGCGUCUCAAAGAACAGCUGGCCUGUUUCCUCAUGAUGGUAUUACCCCGCUGGCCAUGGGCGGAGCACGCGGGGUACUUUUCCAGAUAACAUUACUGGAGUAUGGCUACACUUUUGUCGGUAAAGGCCCGGUACUGGCUUUCAUCUCAGACCUUCAGCACGAAGCUGCAGUGUAUGAACGUAGCGCGCCAUGUCAAGGCAAGAGCAUCCCGGUUUUUCUAGGGGCGAUUGACCUAAGGUUGAUGAACAAAACGCACUACUUUAUACAUCGGGUGUACGUGGUAAACAUGAUUUUCAUGUCGUGGAGCGGACACUGCCUCGACAAAGUUCAGCUUUGUAAUAACGGGAUGAAGCAGCUUGAGGCCAAGACACGAGCAUCAUUGACCGGUCUGCAUGAAAGAGGCGUGAUCCACAAGGACAUACGAGCGGCCAAUACAUUGUAUGAUCCACGGACGGACAGCGUCGUGCUGAUCGACUUUGAGCGAGCUGAGUUGCUCGACAAACCACGACACCCGUUAUUGCCGUUGGUACCAAACAAGCGGAAACACGGUCCAGGUGCGUCCCAGAACAAGGUGUUAGGACUAGGAUCAGAUCAAGGGCGCCGAAGCGACCUCGUGAUGUUGGAGUCUGUGUUUGGGUCGUCAGGAGGGAGGAGUCAACGGCUAGUUGAAAGGCAUCAUCGAAUAACCGGUCAAGCACCAGUCUGA